AUGGUGUUGGCUCCCCCCAUCUCCUCCCCUUCAUCGCCCCCUCUCCCUUUUCACUUCCCCUGCGUCCCCAGGACGGGGCGCGUCUGCUGCAUCCACCACCACCCUGAGGGGGGGACCUCCUCCGCCCCCGGGCGAUUUUUCCCAGGUGUCGUCGGCAACAGCCGCUCUGACUGGCAGAGCUCCUGCUCCAUUCUCUCCAGCAAGGUCGCCGUCUCCCACCACCACAACAGCCAGGAGAAUAAUAGCGAUGGCGGUGGUGGCGCUGCGGCGGCGGCGGCGGCGGCAGCAGCAGCAGUGCCGGCGGUGGUGAACGGUGAUCACAAGGCUCUCACCGGCUCCUCCGAGUCCUCUGAGACGACGCUUGACCUGGUGGCCACCGUCGAUCAGCGAAACCUCCCUCGCCCGCUGACCAUUGCCGACCUCUCUCCGGCGCCGAUGCACGGCUCUCAGCUCCGCGUGGCGUACCAGGGGGUCCCGGGGGCCUAUUCCGAGGCGGCCGCCGGCAAGGCCUACCCGGGCUGCGAGGCCAUCCCCUGCGACCAGUUCGAGGUCGCCUUCCAGGCCGUUGAGCUCUGGAUCGCCGAUCGCGCGGUUCUCCCCGUGGAGAACUCCCUGGGCGGCAGCAUCCACCGCAACUACGACCUGCUCCUCCGCCACCGUCUCCACAUCGUGGGGGAGGUCCAGCUUCCCGUUCACCACUGCCUGCUCACCCUACCCGGGGUCCGCCUCGAGUACCUCACCCGCGUGCUCUCGCACCCGCAAGCGCUGGCGCAGUGCGAGCUCACGCUGACCAAGAUGGGCCUCAACGUGGCCCGGGAGGCAGUGGAUGACACCGCCGGGGCGGCGGAGUUCGUGGCGGCGAACGGGCUGCGGGACACGGCGGCGAUCGCGUCGGGGCGGGCGGCGGAGCUGUACGGGCUUCAGGUGCUGGCGGACGGCAUCCAGGACGACGCGAGCAACGUGACGAGGUUCGUGAUGCUGGCGAGGGAGCCGAUCAUCCCCCGCACGGACCGGCCCUUCAAGACGAGCAUCGUCUUCGCGCACGACAGGGAGGGCACAUCCGUGCUCUUCAAGGUGCUGUCGGCCUUCGCCUUCCGGGACAUCAGCCUGACCAAGAUCGAGAGCCGCCCGCACAGGGGGCGCCCCAUCCGCGUGGUGGACGACGCCAACCUCGGCGGAUCCGCCAAGCACUUCGAGUACAUGUUCUACGUCGACUUCGAGGCCUCCAUGGCGGAGCCCAGGGCGCAGAACGCCCUCGCCGAGAUCCAGGAGUUCACCUCCUUCCUCCGCGUCCUCGGCAGCUACCCCAUGGACAUGACCCCCUGGCACGCCCCCCGUCCCGCCGCCGACGACCACUGA
Molecule: messenger RNA, 1359 nt
Organism: Spirodela intermedia
Lineage: Eukaryota; Viridiplantae; Streptophyta; Magnoliopsida; Alismatales; Araceae
Source: the annotation of a GenBank genome assembly